AUGUCUAAGGUGAAGAGACGUGACCAUUCAACAGGAAAAAACUAUAAAAAAUUCAUUGGAAACAAAAAUGAAGGUCAUGGAUUUGUCAACAAGCAGAGAGAGCACAUCAGUUUCCAAUAUAAGAAGUUAAAAAGGAAAGAGGAUCGAAAACAAGCAUAUUUAGCAAGACAAGCUGAAAAGCUUUCUGGAACGGAAAUUAAAAUAUUUUCAGAAUCAAAUUCUUCACAGCCAAAGCAACAAAAGAACAAGAAUUUUUACCCCGCAAAAUUACAGAACACACAAAAAAAGUCUGAAAAACACGUUUUCAAAAGGCUACAGGAAGAAGCUGAUAGAAAAAAGAAAGAAAACCAAAAGAAAAGAGAAGAAUUGCUGGCUAAACAAAGAGAAAGAGAAGAAGCACUUGAGAAAUAUAAAGAAAGACGACAGGAGAAUUAUAAAAAACUGAAUUCGUGUGUAAAAGUCUUUUCAACCCUGCUUUUAAUUUUUCUAUUACCUUUGCCAGAUAAUUCGGUUUCUGGCAUUGGAAUGCCCCGAAAGAAAGAGGAACUUCUUUCAGAAAAAGUUCAGCAUUUGAUGGAGUGGAACACAAAGAAAGUUGUAUUGCGUUUAAAUGGUGAUAAAUUCAGACAAUAUGUGAAGACAUCUCCCAGAAACUAUUCUGUGAUCCUUAUGUUGACUGCAUUACAGGCUCAACGGCAAUGUACAGUUUGUAGGCAUGCAAAUGAGGAGUUCACUAUUCUUGCUAACUCUUGGAGAUUCUCACAGCAAUAUUGUAAUCGACUUUUUUUUGCAAUGGUUGAUUAUGAUGAAGGAUCUGAUGUAUUUGCAAAUUUGAAGAUCAACACAGCACCAGUCUUCAUGCAUUUCCCAGCCAAAGGUAAACCAAAGAAAGGAGAUACAAUGGACAUUCAUCGGGUUGGAUUUGCUGCUGAACAGAUAGCCAGGUGGGUUGGAGAAAGGACAGAUAUUCAGAUCAGAGUAUUCCGUCCACCUAACUAUUCUGGAACGUUGGCAGUUGCAUUACUCUUUUCCUUAGUUGGUGGUUUGCUCUAUCUUAAACGCAAUAAUUUGAACUUCUUAUACAACAAAACAUCCUGGGGAAUUGGUGCUAUGGUUAUAAUAUUUGCUAUGACCUCUGGUCAGAUGUGGAAUCAUAUCCGUGGCCCACCAUUUAUGCACAGGAAUCCUCACACUGGACAAAUGGCACUCAUAUAUCCUUCAAACAGUUCCCAGUUUGUUUUUGAAACCUGGAUUAUUAUCUUUCUCAGUAUCCUUUUACAUUAUAUCCAUGGUAGCAGUCAGGGACAGUUUGUAGUGGAGACUUACUUAGUCAUGAGUCUCUAUGCUGCUGUUGUAAUAGGUUUCAUUCUACUAAAUGAAGCUAACAAUUUAAAAGGCGACCCUGGCAAGAAAAAAAUUAUGGCUUUAGUUGGAGUUGGCUGUGUAGCUUUCUUCUUCAGCUUAUUGCUAUCAAUUUUCCGUUCCAAGUAUCAUGGUUAUCCAUAUAGCUUCUUAUUCAAAUAA
This is a messenger RNA of Acanthosepion pharaonis, 1524 nucleotides long. NCBI's taxonomy places the organism in Eukaryota, Metazoa, Mollusca, Cephalopoda, Sepiida, Sepiidae. The record is from the annotation of a GenBank genome assembly.